AUGAAGUGGACCGUGGUGUGGUUGUGUUUCUUCAGUUUUGCUGUUGAAAUCCAGGCCACACUGGCUGACAACCAUGUCAACAACAUCUGCAGCACUUGGGGCACGCAGCACUUUAAGACCUUUGAUGGUGAUGUGUUCCAGUUUCCUGGCUUGUGUGAGUACAACCUGGUCAAAGACUGCCGCGAAUCCGAGAAGAAGUUUUCUGUGCACAUUAGACGAGACGAAAAUGACGGAAAUAUUACAAUACGUUAUGUUGUGGUCACCAUCUCUGAAAAUACAUUCAACCUAACCGAGACUGAGGUCACUGAAAAUGGGAAUCCAGUCACUCUGCCACACUACAGUGGGGGAGUAAAGGUGGAAGAAAGUACAUUUUACAUCAGGCUUCGAGUUACCAAAGUCGGCAUUACUGUCAUGUGGAACCGUGAAGAUGCAGUCAUGGUGGAAGUUUCAAACAGAUACAAGAACCAAACUUGUGGCCUUUGUGGAGAUUUCAACGGCGUCCCUGUCUAUAAUGAGUUCAUGGAUAAUGGUUUUAAAAUGACUCCCAUUGAGCUUGGAAUCAAACACAGAGUUCAUCUGCCAAACGAUGAAUGCAAAGACCCUCAUGUGGAAGAUGCUGAGCCAAAGACGAAUGUGUCACAUUCAUGCAAAGCAUUUCAAACUAUCUGUGAACAAAUAUUUAACGGGGAUUCCUGGAGUUCAUGCACCAGCCUGAUUAGUGCUGAAGCUUUCAUCAAGGCAUGUGUGGUAGACAUGUGUGCCUGUAACAACGGUACCAGUGACUUCUGUGUCUGCAGCACAAUGUCUGAGUUUUCUCGUCAGUGUUCGCACGCAGGAGAACAGCCACCCGACUGGAGGAGACCUGAUUUCUGUGGUAAACAGUGUCCCUACAACAUGCAGUAUGAAGAAAGUGCUUUUCCUUGCAUGGAUACUUGCACACAUCAGGACACAAGAUUAGUGUGUGAGGAGCAUAAAAUAGAUGGCUGCUUUUGUCCUCCUGGAACGGUGUUUGAUGAUAUUUCUGAGAGGGGCUGCAUCCCUCUGUCUGAGUGUCAGUGCAAGCAUGACGACAUCUACGACUCUGGAGAGGUUUACCGUCAUGAAAAAACAAACUGUACUUGUUCAGAGGGGAAGUGGGAGUGUGAGACUUUCGAGACCCCGGCUACAUGUGCAGUUGAGGAAGGUUUACAUUUCACAACAUUUGAUGGUACUACCUAUACUUUUCAUGGAAAUUGUCUUUAUACCCUGGCCAAGGUGGAGAGCAAGGAUGGAAUAAGUCCAAACUUUACCAUUCGGGCCCAGUUGGGACAAUGUGGAGAAAAAAAAUCUGAUAUUUGUCUAAAGGCUCUUAAAAUCCAUCUGGGCGUAGAUAAUGUAUUAAUGUUUACAUCUGAGGGAAAAGUUCAACAGAAUAUGGAGGACAUCAGUUUGCCAUAUUACUCAGGGGACAUCAGAAUAUUUCAUGCUUCAUCCUUUCAUAUUUUGCUCAACGCCAAGUUUGGCCUCCAAAUUCAGAUCCAGCGUGUUCCUGUUAUGCAAGCCUACAUCAGUCUGGAAAGCAGCUACAAAGAAAAGACACGUGGUUUAUGUGGAAACUACAACAUGGCUUUGAAUGAUGAUAUGACGACUCCACAAGGGAGCCAAGAAGGAACUGCUGUAACUUUUGGUAAUUCUUGGAAGGCCGACCAAACAUGCCCAGAUGCAGGCAAAGAACUUGAUAGACCCUGUACCGACAGCAUGGAAACUGAGAAUUAUGCCCGACACUGGUGCGAAAUGCUCAGAAAUUCAACUGGUUCAUUUGCAAACUGCCAUUCAGAAGUGAAUCCUGACUAUUACUACAAGCGCUGCCUUUACUCCACCUGCAGCUGUGAGAAAAGCGAAGACUGCUUAUGUGCCGUCUUCACCUCUUAUGGUCGGGCUUGUGCAGCAAAGGGAAAGUUUGUGACAGAUUUUGGAAACCAAUGCGAGAAACACACAAAGAGCUGUCCAUCAACUCAGAUCUUCACUUACAAUCACCGGAGAUGCCAGCUGACCUGUAGUUCACUGAGCUCAGAUCAGCAGAGCUGCACUUCACAUUUCUUGCCUGUGGUUGGCUGUUUCUGCCCUGAUGGUCUCUAUCUGAAUGAAAAAGACACUUGUGUACCCAAAGAAGAAUGUUCCUGUUCCUAUAAUGAAGAUUACAUUGAAGCAGGAACGUCUGUCAACAUCAAAUCUGAGCACUGGAUGCAUCAGAAUGUGUAUCUGGCUGCAUGUGUCCUCCUGACCAGCUUGAUGAUGGCAAAGGCUCCUAGAGCUACGAUCAUCCUGUCAGAUGGAGCAUACAAAGAGGAAGGUUUGGAAAAUGGCACAAAAAAAGAAUAUCGAAUAACAAAUCUGGGCUUUUAUAUUGUGCUAGCUUCUAAAAUAGGUCUAACUGUAAUUUGGGAUCGCAAAACAUAUUUUGUUAUCCAGCUGGAAUCACAAUUCAUGGGUCAAGUGUGUGGACUGUGUGGAAAUUUUGAUGGUAAUGGAGAGAACGACUUCACCACCCGGAGUGGGUUGGUAGUGAGCAGCCCAUUAGAGUUUGCAAACAGCUGGAAAGGGGACAGCUCUUGCUCAGAUGUGGAUAAGCUUAUUGACGCUUGUGAAAAAGCACCUCAUCGAGACCAUUGGGCAAAAAUGAAGUGCAACAUCAUAAAUGGAGACACAUUCAAAGAAUGCCAUUCCAAGGUAGAGCCUCUUCUGUUCUAUGAAAACUGUGUGAAAGACACAUGUGCCUGUGACACUGGAGGGGACUGUGAGUGUUUCUGUUCAGCUGUUGCAGCUUAUGCUCAAGCUUGCAAUGAAGCUAAUGUUUCAAUUUCAUGGAGAACUCCAGAAAUCUGUCCUGUCUUUUGUGAUUACUACAAUGAUCAUGACUGCUUAUGGCACUACCAUCCUGGGACUCCAAAGUCAUACCAGACUUGUUCAAAUUAUUUUCUACAUGUUCCAAAGCUUGAAGAAUCCACAACACCAAAAGAAUCCACCACUACAACUGAAACACCCACUACAACCACGACAAUUACAAGUACCACCACGUCAACUGAGACUACAACCAUACCAACUGGAACCACAGAAUCCACAACACCAUCAACUAAGUAUACAACUGUAACAUAUCCUACUACUACCACUAUUCCCACCACAGAAUCCACAACACCAACACAAUCUACCACUACAGCUGAAACACCAACUUCAACCCCAAUAAUUACAACUCCCACCACAUCAACUGAGUCAACAACCAUACCAACUGGAACCACAGAAUCCACAACACCAUCAACUAAGUAUACAACUGUAACAUAUCCUACUACUACCACAACUCCCACCACAGAAUCCACAACACCAAAAGAAUCCACCACUACAACUGAAACACCCACUACAACCACGACAAUUACAACUCCCACCACAUCAGCUGAGUCAACAACGAUACCAACUGGAACCACAGAAUCCACAACACCAUCAACUCAAAAUGAGACCUUUUAUUUUUGCAACUGCACCAUGGCCAAAUGUAUUGGAAGCAAUACUCUUCAAAUAGUACCCUAUGAAUGUCCACCCAUCAAAAACAUAACCUGUUCCAAUGGAAAAUCUCCUGUUCUGGUAUAUGAUGAAUUUCAAUGCUGCCAACAUUAUCAAUGUGACUGCGAGUGCAAAGGGUGGGGAGAUCAUCAUUACAGCACAUUUGAUGGACUAUCCUAUAAAUACCAUGGAAACUGUUCCUAUUAUUUGAUGAAAGAAAUUGCUCCAAGGGAUGACUUGGAAAUGUACAUUGAUGACAUCCAUUGUGAUCCUUUUGAAGAUCCUUCAUGUCCUCAAUCUUUAAAUGUAAACUAUGGAGCAGAACAUAUCAAACUGGUCUAUUUUAUUCUCAAUGGACAACCAGAUUUGAAGGCAUUUACGAAUGAAGUGAGUCUAAAGCUCCCUUAUUGGAAACAAGGUGUUAAAGUGAUGAGCACUGGCACUAAUUUAGUUUUAGAGAUCCUUCGUCUAAAUGUGGUUGUUAAAUUUGGAAGAACUGGAUUUAGUAUCAACCUUCCAUAUAAGUACUUUGGAGGAAACACACAGGGUCAUUGUGGAACUUGCACCAACAGUCAAGCUGAUGACUGCUGGCUGCCUGGAGGAACAGUAUCAGAAGGUUGCACUAAAAUUGCUGAUGGCUGGCUUCUAGAGAAAGAUAGAGGCUGCAAGACUGGAGGAGAACCGCCUUUGAAAACUCCCUGCAGUUCAAGUUCUGUAUGUAAACUCCUUAAAAGCAGUGUCUUUGCUCAAUGUCAUUCCCGGAUCUCUCCAGAUAAUUACUACAAAGGAUGCGUUUCUGAUAGCUGCCAUGUUCACAAUGGAGCGAAUGCAGUAGAGUGCUCAAGUUUAGCGACCUAUGCUGCUGCCUGCUCUGACGUUGGAGUUUGUAUUCACUGGAGAAACCACACUGGUCCAUGUGCCAGUGACUGCCCAUCAGACAAAAUUUAUAAACCUUGUGGACCUGCAGAUCAACCAUCUUGCGAAGACAGUCCUAAUGAUCCAGGUAUGAACUUCACUACAGAGGGCUGCUUUUGUCCUGAAGGAAUGAAACUAUUUAGCAGAGAAUCAAAAAUAUGCGUUAAAAAUUGUGGCUGUCUUGACCCUAAAGGGACGCCCCGUGAGUUCGAUGAGACAUUUGAAUACCAAUGUCAGAACUGUGUCUGUGAUGAGUCCACCAAAACUGUGAUCUGCAAGCCUAAGAAGUGCAAACACACAGCUUUUCCAAGAUGCAUGGGUCCAGGAUAUGUUCUUGUCAAUCAAACUGAUCCAUCAAAUCCCUGCUGCAAUGUCCACGUUUGCCAAUGUCAGGUCCACACUUGUCGGGACAUCAACAUGAACUGUGAUGUUGGAUUUAAGCCAAAGAUCAGUGUUCCAGAGGGAAAAUGCUGUCCAGAACUUAGAUGUGAACCUAAAAGAGUCUGUGUGCAAAAUGAUGUUGAAUACAGGGGAUUCAAAUAUGUAAAAUCCAAAUCAGACGAGUGCUGUGGGACAUGCGAACAGACACACUGUGUAUUCAGUGUUAAUGGCACUGAGAUACUCUUACAGGAAGGAGAAACCUGGUCACCACCAGAAAAUAAAUGUGAAAGUAAGACUUGUGUUAAGAAUGGUGAGACUUUUACAGUCACCAAUCAACAAAUCAUUUGCCCAGCAUUCCAAGAGAGCAACUGCAAGAAUGACACAAUUCAGACUGCAGCAAAUGGCUGCUGCAAAAUCUGUGUGGAAAAAGAGAAGGCCUGCAGACUGGUUAGCCGGAAAACUCCUAUCAACCACAAUGGCUGUCAGUCUGAGUUGAAUAUGCCGUCAUGUGAAGGAUCAUGCGACACUUUCACCAAAUACUCUGAAGCAGCGGGUGCUAUGGAGCAUUCCUGCUCCUGCUGUAAGGAGAGAAGUGCCAGCAACCGCACUGUUACCCUGGCGUGUAACGAUGGUGCGCACGUCCAGUUCACUUAUGUGCAUGUGGAGGAGUGCGGCUGUGGUCACACAGAGUGCACCACACCUGCUGCACUGCAUGUUCGCAGAAAGCGACGCUUCACACUGCAGUGACCCGAUCCUCUGUCCUCACAUGUGGGAUACAGAUGUAUCUCCAAGAAUCAUUUAACUAAUCAUUAAAUCUCUCACAAAAUAACUGAUAUUGUGGAGUUUAUUUAUCAGCUGAUUG
Xiphophorus hellerii (green swordtail) is the source of this 5689-nucleotide messenger RNA. Its product is annotated as mucin-2-like. The transcript is spliced from 38 exons. The record is from RefSeq and is a predicted model, not a curated record. NCBI's taxonomy places the organism in Eukaryota, Metazoa, Chordata, Actinopteri, Cyprinodontiformes, Poeciliidae. Gene Ontology annotation, molecular function: protein binding. Bases 1 to 5574 code for a protein of 1857 amino acids. Gene Ontology annotation, cellular component: extracellular matrix.